Messenger RNA from Ambispora leptoticha, 2072 nucleotides. NCBI's taxonomy places the organism in Eukaryota, Fungi, Glomeromycota, Glomeromycetes, Archaeosporales, Ambisporaceae. The record is from the annotation of a GenBank genome assembly.
AUGCCACCAAGAAGAGACAUUUCAUCAUCACCUAAUAAUCAUUUCAACUACCCAGACACGCCAACUUCCGCUUCCAUAUACUUAUCCCCAUCCAAUUUAUCACCGCUCCCAUUUUCGCCCAGCUCGUCAAGCAACUCCGACUUGUAUCCAUUAUACGCACUAAUCGACUUAUGUCAAAACUGUAAAUCACCAUUAACGGCACCACACUACUGCCAAAAAUGCACCGCGGAACAUCUCAAGAAGCAGUUUACGGAAUGGACAAGCGGUAAUGUCAAAAUUGAUGCAAUAAUUCGAGAGUCACAAGUGACUGCGACCAAUCAUGAAGAGCUGAUUGAGUGGAUUUCGUUUGAUCGAUUUCGCGAAGUGACGUAUAUUGCGCAAGGUGGAUUCGGGAAAGUAUAUUCGGCUAUUUGGAUUGACGGACCAAUUGCUUAUUGGGAUAAGGAACGUGGUGAGUGGUUGAGACGACCACAGUAUAAAGUCGCUUUGAAAGUGUCGAAAAAUAAGGAAGAUGGCGAUUUCUUGCAUGAGUUUGAAUCUCAGAGAAGUGCAAAUAAAACCGGUCCUAAUUCACAUGUACUAUGGUUUAUGGGCAUCACUAAAGAUCCAUCCAUUCAAACUUACAUGUUAGUAAUGCCGUUCGCACAAUACGGCGACCUACGAUACUACAUUCACAAAAACUAUGCAAUACUCACAUGGCCACAACGUCUCAGAAUACUCUAUUACAUAUCGAAAGGUCUAAGUAAUAUCCACGACGCCGGAAUAAUUCACAAAGAUUUUCACACUGGGAACAUUCUUCAACUCUCCACACAUCAUUCAUAUAUCGGUGAUUUGGGUCUAUCCGAACCGGUCGAUACUCCGUCUCCAGACCAGAAAAAGAUUUUGGUCAAAGAAAGAUUGUGGUCAUGGUGGGAAGAAGUUGAUUUUGCUGAUUUGGAAUUAUCAAUAAUUAAAAAAGAUUUUAUGCUUGUGGAAGAGAAACGGAUUGAAGAGUUCGAAAUUAAAGAGCAAUUAAACCAGUCGCCAUCAUCAAAUAUUGAUUUUGUUCAUCCGCAAGCGUGUUAUUCGAGUCGAUUGCUUCCCAUGGCAGAUUUUUGUGACUCAUCGAAAAAUGAAGACGAGUAUCAGGAUUUCAUUGCAGCAGAAAGCCGCGAAAACGACAAUCUGAUAAAUUGGAAUGAAAGAGUUUCAGGUGAUUACAUAAAUUCGGAACACGAGCAACAUAGUAGUAGUAGCUGUAGUUCGUCAAAGCGGAGCACAUUCUCUUCUGACGCCAUUAAUAGUAAUAACUUGACGCAAAUCCCCGAUUCUCUAUUCUCGUUGAAGAAUGAGAAUAGCAAUAGCACCAAUAGCGGCUCUUCGUCAAAGAAUAAUUCAAACAUCUUGCCUCGGAAGUCUUCUGUAGUAGAUAUGACUUUGAGACGUGAGCGAGAAAUAACUCGGUUAGAAAAAAUCGAUGAGUCCCCAAUAAUGGAAAAUUACAUCAAAUCACAAGCCAUAAAGACUGGCAAUCAAACGACUGGAAUUACGACCGAAUUCUCUGCUUUCGAAAUUUUAAGAAGUUCUUCGAAGCAAUUCCAUGAUCCCGACGACUCCGAAGAAGAUUUUGAAGAAAAUUUUGAAGAAAAUUUUCAAGAGAGCUUGUUCAGUCGUAAAGAUUCAUUCGGUUCUAACGACAAACUCUAUACCCCAAUCCUGCCACCUGGUGUUCGCGAAUCCCAACAUACUGGCUUAACGCCAGAAAUCGGCCGUCUAUUUAGCCAGGAACUCUUUCCUAAGACGAAAGAAAUCACAGAUUUUACCGCCGGCUCGUUAUAUGAUUUCGAAUUAAUGUCUCCGCCGCCGAGCCAUGACUUUGACACUAGUUUCAAGAGAGGAGGGGUGCCGAAAGAACGAUGGCGUAAUUUUGAUAUCAGUAUGGAACAUUUUAGUUCUGGUAGAGUGAAACGGUCACACAUAGAUAGUGAUGGCGAAUCGAAUAAAGUGAAUGAAGAAGUUCGUUCUACAACCAUGGAAAGUUUCGUAAUUUCGUCGCCUGUGGGUGAAAUUGGACGACCAGAUUCUCGAUACGA